This is a messenger RNA of Saccharomyces eubayanus, 3513 nucleotides long. RefSeq names its product condensin subunit SMC2 (gene SMC2). The record is from RefSeq and is a predicted model, not a curated record. Gene Ontology annotation, molecular function: ATP hydrolysis activity; protein binding; ATP binding. Gene Ontology annotation, biological process: chromosome organization. Gene Ontology annotation, cellular component: chromosome. The coding region runs from base 1 to 3513 and encodes 1170 amino acids. The transcript has a single exon. NCBI's taxonomy places the organism in Eukaryota, Fungi, Ascomycota, Saccharomycetes, Saccharomycetales, Saccharomycetaceae.
AUGAAGGUGGAGGAACUGAUUAUCGAUGGUUUCAAAUCAUACGCUACAAGAACGGUCAUUACCGACUGGGACCCUCAAUUCAAUGCCAUUACGGGUUUGAAUGGGUCUGGUAAGUCGAACAUCCUGGACGCUAUUUGCUUUGUUCUGGGUAUCGCAUCGAUGACUACGGUGAGAGCAUCGAGUUUGCAAGAUUUGAUCUAUAAACGUGGCCAGGCUGGUGUAACAAAGGCAAGUGUAACCAUUGUUUUUGAUAAUACCGAUAAGUCAAACUCUCCAAUUGGAUUCACAAACUCUCCCCAAAUAUCUGUUACCAGGCAAGUGGUUCUUGGUGGAACUUCCAAAUAUUUGAUAAACGGUCAUAGAGCACCUCAACAAUCUGUUUUGCAAUUGUUCCAAUCCGUGCAAUUGAAUAUCAAUAAUCCAAACUUUUUGAUUAUGCAAGGUAAAAUUACAAAAGUUUUGAACAUGAAGCCUACGGAAAUUCUGUCUUUGAUUGAAGAAGCUGCCGGUACCAAAAUGUUUGAAGAUCGUAGAGAGAAAGCUGAAAGGACAAUGUCUAAAAAGGAAACUAAAUUACAAGAAAAUAGAACUCUUUUGACUGAGGAGAUUGAGCCUAAACUGGAAAAACUUCGAAAUGAAAAGAGGAUGUUUUUGGAAUUCCAAUCUACGCAAACCGAUUUAGAGAAGACCGAAAGGAUCGUGUCAUCUUGUGACUACUAUAAUAUUAAGCAUAAGCAUACCUCCAUAAAAGAAACCUUGGAGAAUGGUGAGGCACAUAUGAAGGAAUUGAAUGAGUUUAUUCAAAAGACCUCCCAGGAAAUUGAAAGUUUAAACGAAGACGUCAAAGAAAUCAAGCUUCAAAAACAAAAUGAAUUGCACAAGGAUGGUAAGAUUUCCAAAUUGGAAACUGAGGAAAGUACUCUUUUGAAUGAGAUUUCUCGUUUGAAAACCUCAUUAUCAAUAAAAGGAGAAAGUUUAAAUGACACCACUGAAAAGCUGAAAGCCUUGGAACUCGAAAUUGCAAAUUCUUCUGCAAGACUUAAUGAAAAAAGAAUUGAAUAUACCAAGACCGAGGAAGAUUAUAAAACUGUACAGGAAGGACUGAGUAAACAAAGGGAGCUUUACAAAAAGAAAGAAGAAUUAGUGUCCACUUUAACCACAGGGAUUUCAUCCACUGGUGCUGCAGAUGGUGGUUACAAUGCGCAAUUGAUUAAGGCAAAGUCAGGAUUGAGCGACGUCUCCUUGGCGAUAAAAAAAUCGAACAUGAAAAUGGAUUUGCUGAAGAGAGAACUAUCAGUUAUUGUACCCAAAUUAAAUCAAGCUACAAAGGACAACGAGCUGAAUAUCAAGCAUGUCAAAGAGUGCCAAGAUAACUGCAAUAAAUUACAAGCGCAACUGACCGAGUAUGGGUUUGACCCAUCGCGAAUUAAGGAUUUGAAGCAAAAGGAGAAUGAAUUAAAGAGUCAAUACUACCAAAUUUCUAAUGACUCUGAAUAUCUGAAAAGGCGUGUGGCGAAUCUAGAAUUCAAUUAUACCACACCUUACCCCGAUUUUAAAUCCAACCUGGUUUAUGGUGUGGUGGGUCAACUCUUUGAAUUAGAUGAUGAUAAGAUUCGUUACUCCACCGCUCUACAAACGUGUGCUGGGGGUAGACUUUUCAAUGUUGUUGUUCAAGAUUCUCAAACGGCUACUCAACUGUUGGAAAAAGGAAGGCUGCGCAAGCGUGUGACUAUUAUACCUCUAAACAAGAUUUCCACUAGACCUAUAAGUCCACAAGUGCUCGAGCUGGCCAAGAAAAUUGCUCCUGGUAAAGUAGAACUAGCUAUAAACUUGAUAAGAUUUGAUACGUCCGUCACUAAGGCAAUGGAAUUUAUUUUUGGGAAUAGUCUAAUUUGUGAAGAUCCUGAGACAGCAAAAAAAAUCACUUUCCAUCCCAAAAUUCGUGCUAGAAGUAUUACUCUUCAAGGUGAUGUAUACGAUCCAGAAGGUACGUUAUCCGGUGGUAGUAGAAAUACUUCUGACUCCUUGUUGGUUGAUAUUCAAAAAUACAAUCAAGUUCAAAGAAAAAUUGAAAUCAUUCAAGCCGACCUUAACCACGUAACAGAAGAAUUACAAAAACAAUACACUACUUCGCAAAAAACAAAAACUAUUCAAAACGAUUUGAAUGCUUCAUCGCAUAAACUGGAUUUGGCAAAGCGUAAUUUAGAAGUAAACCCUUCCUCUCAAAUAAUGGCUAGAAAUGAAGAAAUUCUCAGGGAAAUUGGAGAAUGUGAAAAUGAAAUAAAAAAUAGGCAAAUGGAUUUGGAACGGUGCCGACAAGAAGUAUUAAGUAUUGAAAAAGACAUGAAGGAAUACGAUAACGAUAAGGGAUCAAAAUUGAAUGAACUGAAAAAUGAAUUAAAAGUGUUGGCUAAAAAUUUGGAAAAGCAAGAAUCGGAAUCGGAAGGUAAAUAUGAUUUGUUCCAAAAUCUAGAAUUGGAGACAGAGCAGUUAAGUUCAGAACUAGACUCUAAUAAAACUUUAUUGCAAAAUUAUUUGCAAUCUAUUGAAAAUUUAAAAUCAGAAAAUACCGAAUUAGAGGAGAAAAUACGAAGUAUUGAAGAUAAUCUAGCAACAACCCAGGCAAACCUAAACGAAGAAAAGAAAAGGUUGAUGAAUAUUGAUGAUGAACUAACCGAACUAGAAACAUUAAUGAAGAAGAAACAGGAAAAAAAGAAAAGCAGUGAGUUGGAAUUACAAAAAUUGAGUCAUGAUUUGAAUAAAUAUAAGUCCAAUACGGAUAAUAUCGAGAAGAAAAUUGAAGAACUACGACAGAAACACGAGUUUUUGGAGGAUUUUGAUUUAGUGACAAGCAUCGUAAAACAAAAUGAAGGUAUUGAUUUAGAAACUUACAGGGAGAGAAGUAAACAAUUGAACGAGAAAUUUCAAGAGCUAAGAAAAAAAGUUAAUCCGAAUAUCAUGAAUAUGAUUGAAAAUGUAGAGAAAAAGGAAGCAGCAUUAAAAACAAUGAUCAAAACUAUCGAAAAGGAUAAGAUGAAAAUUCAAGAAACUAUAUCCAAGUUAAAUGAAUACAAGAGGGAGACUUUAAUUAAAACUUGGGAAAAAGUGACACUCGAUUUUGGUAAUAUUUUUGCCGAUCUUUUACCAAACUCAUUCGCCAAAUUGGUUCCUUGCAAAGAUAAAGAUGUCACGCAAGGUCUAGAAGUUAAAGUGAAGCUUGGUAGUAUAUGGAAGGAUAGUUUAAUAGAACUAUCAGGUGGACAACGAUCUCUGAUUGCCUUAGCAUUGAUUAUGGCAUUAUUACAAUUCAGACCAGCGCCGAUGUAUAUCUUAGAUGAGGUUGACGCUGCUCUUGAUUUAAGUCAUACCCAAAACAUAGGUCACUUAAUCAAGACAAGGUUCAAAGGAUCGCAAUUCAUAGUCGUUUCUCUAAAGGAGGGUAUGUUUACCAAUGCUAAUAGGGUUUUUAGGACUAGAUUUCAAGAUGGUACUUCUGUAGUUAGUAUAAUGUGA